Dama dama (fallow deer) is the source of this 4348-nucleotide messenger RNA. It is a transcript of the gene MCM10, whose product is annotated as minichromosome maintenance 10 replication initiation factor. The transcript has 21 exons. The record is from RefSeq and is a predicted model, not a curated record. Lineage: Eukaryota; Metazoa; Chordata; Mammalia; Artiodactyla; Cervidae. Gene Ontology annotation, molecular function: DNA replication origin binding; single-stranded DNA binding. The coding region runs from base 168 to 2792 and encodes 874 amino acids. Gene Ontology annotation, biological process: DNA replication initiation; DNA replication. Gene Ontology annotation, cellular component: nucleus; replication fork protection complex.
CGGAGAGGAGUUGGAAUUUUGGCGGGUCCGGCUGUGCAGAGUAAAGGGGUGAGGAGCCGGGUAAGAAGCGAGUCUGCGAGUUUUGAGGGCCAAGGUUCUGCAUUGCUGCCAUCUCCUGGUCACCUGAUACUCCCUCAGUUUUCCAUCAUCACUGUUCACUUGACAGCAUGGAUGGAGAGGAAGAUGAUUUGUCUCUGCUGACUGCAUUGCUGGAGGAGAAUGAGUCGGCCUUGGAUUGUAAUUCAGAAGAGAGUCAGCCCUUGACCCAGGAAGAUGGUGAACCUGACUCAUUUGAUGAGCUCUUUGACGCUGAUGGUGAUGGUGAAUCUUACACAGAGGAGCCUGAUGAGGGAGAAGUGGAAAAGGCUGAAAACCAAAAGGAGAAUUUGGCCACUCUCUUUGGAGACAUGGGAGAUUUAACAGAUGAGGAAGAAGCUCCUACAUCACAGUCAACUAAAGAGAGGGUCGUCCCUGCUCCUGCUCCCAGUCAAGGGAAGACUAAUCAGGAGUUGCAAGAUGAAUUAAGGAAGUUGCAAGAGCAAAUGAAGUCCUUACAAGAACAGCUGAAACUAGCGACAAUUAAACAGCCUGCAAGUCCAACCCUUUCACGUAAAACCCCAGUAGAUAAGCCUCCACGUCCCCCUCUUAAGGAGAAGAAAGUUCAGAAAAUUCAGGAGUCAUUGUGUUUUGCUGCGGAGCUUGACAUCCCUACUCUACCAAAACCCAAGCGAGUGGCUCGGACACCAAAGGUCUCAUCUGCAGAGCCCCAGUGUUCAUCUUUGAAGAUGACAAGUGUACUCUCCCAGCCACUCCGAACAACUCCUGGGAACAAGCCUGGUGGGAUGACUAGGGAUCAGAGUGCAGGGACACCCAGGAGCUCUGGGGAGAUGACUCAGGAUGUCUCUGUGGAAGCCUUCUCCGGCCUGAGGCUCAGAAAGCCUCGAGUAUCCUCCACAGAAAUGAACAAGAAAAUGAUCGGCCGAAAACUUAUCAGACUGUCUCAGCUCAAGGAAAAGAUGGCAAUUGAGAAGCUGGAAGAAAUAGACUGGGUGACGUUUGGGGUUAUAUUGAAGAAAAUCACUCCACAGAGUUCUAACAGUGGGAAAACAUUUAGCAUCUGGCGACUGAAUGAUCUUCGUGACCUGACGCGAUGCGUGUCACUGUUCCUGUUUGGAGAUGUUCACAGAGAACUCUGGAAGACUGAGCAGGGUUCCGUCAUAGGGCUGCUCAAUGCAAACCCCAUGAAGCCCAAGGAUGGUUCAGAGGAGAUAUGCUUGUCUAUUGAUCAUCCUCAAAAGAUCUUAAUUAUGGGGGAAGCUCUUGACCUGGGAACCUGUAAAGCAAAGAAAAAGAAUGGAGAACCAUGUACACAGAUUGUGAAUUUGAAGGACUGUGAGUACUGUCAGUAUCACAUCCAGGCCCAGUACAAGAGGCUUAGCGCCAGGCGAGCUGACUUGCAGUCCACCUUCUCUGGAGGCCGCAUUCCAAAGAAGUUUGCUCGCAAAGGCAUCAGCCUGAAAGAACGGCUGUGUCAGGAUGGUUUUUACUACGGAGGCGUUUCUUCAGCCUCAUAUGCAGCCUCAAUUGCAGCCGCUGUUGCACCUAAAAAGAAGAUUCAAACCACUCUGACUAACCUGGUGGUUAAGGGCACAGACUUGAUUCUUCAGGAAACUCAACAAAAACUAGGAAUGCCCCAGAAGAGCUUGUCUUGUUCUGAGGAAUUCAGGGAAUUGAUGGACUUGCCUACAUCUGGAGCCAGAAACCUGAAACAUCAUUUAGCCAAAGCCAAGUCAUCAGGGAUCGUAGGAAGCCAGAAACCUGCUUUCCAGUCUAUCUCAGCAUCAGCCCUCUUGAAGCAACAGAAGCGGCAUAUGUUAGAGAUGCGGAAAAAGAAAUCAGAAGAAAUACAGAAACGCUUUUUGCAAAGCUCCAGUGAAAUCAAGAGCCUAGCUGUGCCAUCCUCUUCUCAGCAGCCCCCUUGUCGAUCUCCACCAACGGGGGCUGAAUUCCCCAAGAUGAAAGGAACCCCAACUGCACAGAUGCCCAAGCUUGGAAGAGGCAUCUCAGAAGGAGAUGAUGUCCUCUUUUUUGAUGAGUCACCACCACCAAGACCAAAACUGAGUGCCUUAGCAGAAGCCAAAAAGUUAGCUGCUAUAACCAAAUUAAGGUCAAAAGGCCAGAUUCUUACAAAAACAGACCCAAAUAGCAUUAAGAAGCUAAAGGAACCCCAGGAUGUCCUGGAAGUGAAGGAACGUGUAGAAAAGAACAGCACACUUUCUCCUCAAGCUGAGGAUGAAUUGGAGCCUGCCAAGAAAAAAAGGAGAGAACAACUUGCCUACGUGGAAUCUGAGGAAUUUCAGACAAUUCUAAAAGCAAAAUCGAAGCACACAGGGAUUUUAAAAGAGGCUGAGGCUGAGCUGCAGGAACGCUAUUUUGAGCCUCUGGUGAAAAAAGAACAAAUGGAAGAAACGAUGAGAAACACCCGGGAAGUAAAAUGUCGAGUUGUGACAUGCAAGACGUGUGCCUACACCCACUUCAAGCCUCUGGAGACCUGCGUCAGCGAGCAGCAUGACUACCACUGGCAUGACGGUGUGAAGAGGUUUUUCAAGUGUCCCUGUGGAAGCAGAACUAUCUCCCUUGACAGACUCCCCCAGAAGCACUGCAGUAACUGUGGCCUCUUCAAAUGGGAACGGGACGGAAUGUUAAAGGAAAAGACAGGUCCAAAGAUAGGAGGAGAAACCUUGUUACCAAGAGGAGAAGAACAUGCCAAAUUUCUGAAUAGCCUUAAAUAGCCCUCACUUCAAACAGGAGUGUAAAUCUGUUUGCCUGAGUUGUCACUGAUAGCAGCCCGUCUCAGCCUCUGCUCUUACAGGUAAAGCAGACACUUCGGAUGCCAUGGGGAGAGAUUUGGAAACAGCGCCACUCCCAAGAAGGAUGAUGGGCUCCAAAAAUGAAAUUCUGUAUUUGUCAGUAUUGAGGAAAGAAAGAACGAUGUAUCUAAAGAAAAUAACAGGUACAAAAGGUGGAAGAAAUCCAUGGGCAUAGCUUGACAGUAGUUUGUGGAAAAGCUGUAGAAAUUUCGAAAGUUAAAGAAAGCCAAGAAUAUCGCCACACAGCUGAACUUUCCAGAUCAAAUGGAGAUGAGACCUGCCUUGUCCUACACAGUCAGCCACAUAGCCAAUAAAAUUGACUUGCGUUUUGGAGAAAAGCCAGACAGCGGUAAUUGAGGUGGUGAAAACUCAAAGCCUUUUCACUGAAAAAGGAAAGAAAGACUAGAAAUAUAUAUACAGUGGGUUUUUGUUAUUCAUAGUAAUUGUUUCAUGAAGCUACCAACUGAGCUAGCAGAUACACAAUCACUGCUCCUAGAGGAAAUACAGGUUAGGUUUCCAUGAGCCUCUAGUCACGUUUUGUUCACUGGCCCAAUAAAUAACUUUAUAGUAUAUAUGUUUGUUUAAAGACACCUUAUUUAAUAUAUAUUGUUGACUCAUUAACAUGGAACUCGCAGUCAACAGCCCUGUGACUCCUGACCAAAUGAAACUGAUCUCAGCACAUGAGUUUUCUCCGGAUGAUCCAUGCAUCCCAUCCUUCUUGCCCUCAGGAACACUAGAUCAUACUUCAGCACUCCACUUGGGAGCCAUUUUCAACAUCAAAAGCACCUCAGAAAAGCACAACAGUGUGACAGACGUGGCAUGGAAAGGACAUUUUUUUACAGUAUCAGAGCUGAAAUUAGCAAAAAAUGUUGCUUUGACCUCAUCUAGGAGCAACUCAAGUUUCUUGUUAGUCUGCACAUGUGUGUGUCCGUAGUGACCACACAAAAAACACCACAGGUACUGUUUUUGGGAUUAGAAGUAAAAUUUAGUUAUUAGGUGAUUUUGGAAAAACACAGAAUCCACAAAUAAUGAGGAACAACUGUGUAAUAUUUCCCAAAACAGGGCCAGACCAGAAUUUUUCUCAUUUUGCAGAUUAGAAAAUUAAGUGAUUUGAAACAUGGAUUGCAACUAAGUCUGUGAUAAUGUUGCUUAAGCAGAGACUUCGCUAUUGGUGUUUUUUUAAGUCAACUUUAUUAAGGGCUAAAUUUCACACAGCAAAGAGCACACAUAUUAAGUAUAUUGUUUGGUAAAUUUUGGCAAAUUUAUUCACCCACAUAACCACCACCAAAGGCAUGAUAGAGGGCAUUGUCAUUACCCCAAAAUGUUGCCUUUGCCACUUCCCAGUCAGGCCACAUGCCCUAGUCACAUCCAUCACUGAGCUGUUUAGAUCUGUUUCCAAGAGUUUCAUAUAAAUGGAGUCAAAACAACAUACUCUUAUACGUCACAUAUUUUGAAAUAAAGCCAUGUUGUUUCCUGUG